Malurus melanocephalus (red-backed fairy wren) is the source of this 517-nucleotide messenger RNA. Its product is annotated as integrin alpha-1-like. Bases 125 to 517 code for a protein of 130 amino acids. The transcript is spliced from 5 exons. Gene Ontology annotation, molecular function: integrin binding. Lineage: Eukaryota; Metazoa; Chordata; Aves; Passeriformes; Maluridae. Gene Ontology annotation, biological process: cell adhesion mediated by integrin; integrin-mediated signaling pathway; cell-matrix adhesion. The record is from RefSeq and is a predicted model, not a curated record. Gene Ontology annotation, cellular component: external side of plasma membrane; integrin complex.
UUAUUUGUAUUUCUGCACACAGAAUGCAAUCUGCCAAACAAGUUACCCUGUAGAUCCCUUAAAGAUUGGCGCUGGGAAACCAUUUGUGUUGUCAAAAAUAAAAGAACCUACAAGGGAUACAAUUAUGAACUGUGAUACAUACAGCUGUGCCUCUAUUAAUUGUGCCCUGAUCCCAUCUGACGUAUAUCAAGUCAAUGUUUCAUUAAGAGUAUGGAAACCUACCAUCAUAAAAGCCAGUAUUCAUAGCUUAACCCUCGUUGUGAAAGCGUUGCUUAGGAGUGAGAACUCAUCACUGAUUUUGAGAAAUGACCAUCAAAAACUGGAGACCAUGAUUAAGAUUUCCAAAGAGCACCCACCGGGUACAGUCCCAUUAUGGGUUAUCCUCUUGAGUAUCUUUGCCGGGCUCUUGAUUCUUGCACUGCUUAUAUUUGCUCUGUGGAAGGCUGGAUUUUUCAAAAGGCCACUAAAGAAGAAAAUGGAUCUUUUCUGCAGGCUGGAUUUUUCAAAAGGCCACUAA